Messenger RNA from Emiliania huxleyi CCMP1516, 1845 nucleotides. RefSeq lists its product as hypothetical. Bases 1 to 1845 code for a protein of 614 amino acids. The transcript has 5 exons. The record is from RefSeq and is a predicted model, not a curated record. NCBI's taxonomy places the organism in Eukaryota, Haptophyta, Isochrysidales, Noelaerhabdaceae.
AUGGCGCGCGAGCUGGAAAUGGAGGACCACUACACGCGGCUCGGCAGCGCUGGCUCGCGCCUGCCCACAGCUGUCAUCGGAGCAGUAGGAGCAGCCGUCCUCCUCACAGUGGGGAGCGUGGUGCACCUGUCGCGGGACGCGACCCUGGCCGCACAGCUGCAGACGCAAGAGAAGCUCAUGGCCAAGCUCGAGCGGCAGGCGGACGCGAGCCCGCAGUCUCUCUCGGUGUCGAGCAAGAUUAUCAAAAAGGAGAUGGACCUGGUGAACGCAAAACUGCUCCAACUCGAGGCUGCUUCAAUGCCACCAAAGUUCCUCAUCUCCCACGUCACACCUUCCGCCGACCAAGGGAACCGCGGCGAUUGCUGGAUGUUUUCCACGGGCGGGCUCAUUGAGUCGUCGUACUUGGACUAUGGGCUGAAGAAGGGCUGGCUGAACGGCUCCACCUACAUGAAGCUGAACCGCCAGGCGCUGGGCGUCGCCAUCAUGGAAGAGUGCAAAAAGACGCCCGUGGGGGGCUGCCCAACAGACGAGGACCCGUCCAAGCCGGGUGGCUUCGCUUUCGGCAACACUGAUGAAGGCAAGGACGGCGGUGACGAGCAUAUCUGGGCGCAGCUCGAGGGGAUGCAAACUCCCAAUACAAAGGCGGUCAUCCCAGGAUAUUGGGAGGGCUGUGAAUAUGUCACCACGUUGCCACCGACCCCCGAGGGGAAGUUCAAGGCAGAGCGCAAUUGCACGGGCCUGAUGGAAGUACGUAAGAAGAACCCCCUUUCGUACAAGGUGACUGGCAUGAAGGCACACUACGGUCGUGCCGAUAUCAAGAAGGCCCUCGUCGAGCUCGACAAGACGCUCAGCCUCGGCAUUCAGAUCGCCUUUGCCUCGUGGUUCCAGCCGUGUGACAAGCGGUACCAUUGUGACCCAAAAAACCCAACCGUCGUCGAUCACACCGGAACCUUGGUUGCGACUCAGUGUGUGCCCUGCCCAACAGAGAGGGUCUUUGCCUCGGUCGAUUGCUGCGUCUUUGCGCAAAAGGCCAUGGUCUCGAUGCAAGGCGAGUGGUACAUGCAGGCGACGGAGCCGCUCAUCACCGAGGGCGGUCACGCCGUCUCGAUUGUCGGCUACAACGAUCACUACCGCGAUGAACACGGGAGCACAGGUGGAUUCAUCCUCCGCAACAGCUGGAAGGACGGGCUUGGUACCUCGCACGGCCUCAAGGCGCGAGGGAGUCACACGGCCGCAUACUACGCGCAGCUCCUCUCGCCGGCGGACGAGUCGCAGUUUUGUCCCAAUCCCAACAGCCCGCGCAACUGGAACGCCUGCGGCGACGUCAAAGCUUGCAAGAGCAAGAUGACAGAGAUGACCGUUGCGGUGGCGACCGACGGCACCGUCGUCACCCUGAAAUGCCAGGACGGCGGCAACGCAAUCCCCAAGGGCAACUGCGACCCCAGCAAGGAUUACUACCUGGUCAACAAGACGGGCUGGGACCAGCAGGGGCUGUACACCACCUGCUACGUCUACGACAAAGGGAAUGAGACCGACGCCUUCAUGUGCCUCCCGCCGCUGACGCUCGACGACGUCGCCACCGUCUUUGUGCCCAAGGAGCUCCCACACAUCAACGACCCCGAGAUGUGCGGCUUCAACUUCAUCUCCUACGACACCUUUGAGAAGAUCGGAGCCACUCUGGGCAUCUCCACCGUCUCAAGUUUCGACGUGGAGUGGACAAAGUGUUCGUACCUCGUCAAUGAGGAGCAAUGCCCGAAUUACGACUACUCCUAUCUGAAGAAGGCCAUGAUGCCACUCAAGGUGCCCUAUGAGAAGCCGACUGUCUGGUACACGCCGAACGAGUAG